Prorocentrum cordatum is the source of this 342-nucleotide messenger RNA. The record is from the annotation of a GenBank genome assembly. Lineage: Eukaryota; Dinophyceae; Prorocentrales; Prorocentraceae.
UUCCCCUCCGCCGCAACGCCUGCGGGCGAGGUGACUCCGGGCAGGACCUGCUGGCCGGGCUAUGCAGGGCGCGCGCGCGGGAACCGCCAGGGCGCGCGCGCCGCAGGCGCGCCGCAGGCGCGCCGUGGGGCGGGCCGCAGGCGGAGGCGCGCCGCUCGGCGCGGCGCGCGGUCGUCCGCAUGGGGUCACUGCAACGCGCCGCCUCGGCGCAGCAUCCCCGGCUUGGGGGCGGCGGCCGCCCCUGGCGGCGGGGGCGUGCGCGCGCCGUCGCCCGUCGCCAUCCAGCUCUCCAGCAGCUUGCGCUGCUUCUGGCCGCGGAAGACCUCGCAGGUGCCGCGCCCG